This is a messenger RNA of Pantherophis guttatus, 4143 nucleotides long. RefSeq names its product fibrinogen C domain containing 1 (gene FIBCD1). NCBI's taxonomy places the organism in Eukaryota, Metazoa, Chordata, Lepidosauria, Squamata, Colubridae. The record is from RefSeq and is a predicted model, not a curated record.
UGCGGGCGGGCGGGGAAGCGUUUCACACGUGGGGUCGAGCCCAACCCAACCAACCUAACCCAACUCAACUCAACUCAACCCAACCCAACCCAACCCAACCCAACCCAACUCAACCCAACCCAACCAGCCUGGCGAGUGCCUGGUUUUCCUGCGCCGCGCAAAAACCCCGAGACAGGAGGAAAGACGGUGUCCAGGUGCAGGCUGGCGUGGACGUGGCGGCGGCGAGUGCCAGCCUGCGUGUUUCUUUUAGAAGCGGCGGGCGACCCUCCCCAUCUCCACGCGAGGCGAGGAAGACGGAGGCAACCGGCUUGGCAAGAGAGCUGCCGAGCCAAAGGGACGUUCCCUUCGGAGCUCAGCGGAUCCAGCCUAGGAGGAGGAGACGGCACCCCCUCCACCCUCCUCCCCUUACCCCACUGAGGAACUCUCGGCUUCCCUGAUUCUCGUCCUUUGCUCUUUUUUGGGGGGAGGGGGAGCCCUUCGGAGCCGGGCAGAGGGAGACCUUCCUUGCUGGAGCGUCGCCUUCUCUCGCCAACCUCCCCCCCCUCCUUCCCCUUUUUCCCAACCGAAGAUGGUCAACGAACGCUGGAAAAAUGUGGGGAGAUCGGCGCAGCUGGAAGACGGACCGCAGGAGAAAUCUCAGAGAGUGAAUUGCGGCUACAUACUCUGCACCGUUCUUCUGUCCGUGGUGAUCCUCUUAGCCGUGACCGUCACGGCUGCCAUCCUCUUUAUGAACCACUACCACACGCCGGUCACCGAAUCCCCGCCCGUCAUCACCACCAACCCGGAUGAUGCCAAUGCUUUGGUCACCAUUGAGAAAGCCGACAGUUCCCGCAUCAACAUCUUCAUUGACCCCAACUGUCCCAACCAAGCCAACAGCUUCGUCCGCUUGGAGAGCCUGCAAUCGUCCCUCCUAAGAGUCGUGACGGACCACGAUGCCGAGACCAAGUCCUCCAAGGGGCAAGAGAGGGCCUUGAUGGUGGGCCUCUCGGACGAGGUCUCCAAGCUGCUCUCUCAUGCCGCGCAGCUCCGGACAGACUGUGAAAAUCUGAAGAAGGGGCACGGCGCCAUCGGGCAAGAGCUCAGCGCCCUCCAGAAUGAACAAGGGCGGCUCAUACAGCUGCUUUCCGAAAGCCAGACCAACAUAGCGAGGCUGGUCAGCUCCGUCAGCGAUAUUCUGGAGACUCUGCAGAAGGACCGCGGCCUCGCCCGACCACGCAUGAAGGCGGACCUUCAGCGGAUCCCAUCCCGGACCACGCGGCCCAAAGGAUGCCCGAAUGGCUCAAAGCCUCGGGAUUGUUUUGACGUCUUUGCCGGUGGACAACAGGGCGAUGGGGUCUUCUCCGUCUUCCCCACCCACUACCCCGAGGGGUUCCAGGUUUACUGUGACAUGACCACCGAUGGUGGAGGAUGGACGGUCUUUCAGAGGCGCGAGGAUGGAUCCGUGAAUUUCUUCCGCGGGUGGGAAGCUUACAAAGAUGGAUUUGGAAAACUCACGGGAGAACACUGGCUGGGUCUGAAGCGAAUCCAUGCUCUGAGCACACAAGGAACGUAUGAAUUGCGCAUCGACCUGGAAGAUUUUGAUAAUGGCACAGCCUAUGCCCAUUACGGGACGUUUGCCGUCGGCCUGUUCUCCGUGGAUCCGGAGGAAGAUGGCUACCCCAUCACUAUUGCUGAGUAUUCUGGAACAGCAGGAGAUUCUCUCUUGAAACACAACGCCAUGAAGUUCACCACCAAAGACCUGGACAAUGACCACUCGGAAAACAACUGUGCUGCCUUCUACCACGGUGCUUGGUGGUACCGCAACUGCCACACGUCCAACCUGAACGGUCAGUACCUCAAGGGCCACCACAGCUCCUACGCGGAUGGAAUCGAGUGGUCUUCCUGGACAGGUUGGCAAUAUUCGCUCAAGUUCACCGAAAUGAAGAUUCGGCCGGUCAAAGAUGAAAAAUAGCCGAAGCCCCUCUUGUGUUCUUCCUUUGUUCCUCUCCUGCUUUCCCCUUGAAGCCCACCGUGGUGUUUUUUUUUUUCUGGGUCUGGACUGGAGAAACACAGAAGCUGAGACAUUCCCUUGCCACCUCUUAACACUUGACUGUGUCAAAUGUUCUCUUCGUGUCCUCCACUGAGCUUUCGGAGAAGACACUCAUCGUAUACCUCUCUCUGACGCAAGACAGGCAUUCUUGUAAAUCUGUUUUCUUCUCUACACUCAAAGGGACAGGCUGGAGAGAGAGAGAGAAAAAACCAUAUCUCCUCACUUCAUCGUGAUGGGUCUAAUAUCCUACACCUCCCCUACCAAUUCGAGAUGUUAUUUUAAGAGAGGUCCUUUGCUUUGCUCUUCUGGGAAGUUAGCCUUGUGGCUCAAGAGCAUCUUCCCAAGGACCUCCAUUGUUAGUGUUGUUGAUUUUUUUAAAAAAAAAAUGCCCUAAUUGUUUUUAUGGAGAGCCACACAUUAAUUAUUCAGCCAAGGUGAGCUCCGAGGAAGGCCGCUCGAAAAGGAAGAAAAGAUUUCACCGGUAACCAGAAUGAGUCAAAGUUUAAGUAGGAGAUGCUCAGGGUGAAAGCUAUAACGGGGAGUCGGGGGGGGGGGGACGGGGAGACAAAUUGCAUGGAUGGAGAUUGGAGGUCAAUUUAUCAUUGGACGCAAAUUGGUUUUCAUCGCCUGAACGCUGCUGAAUACAGAAAUGUGUUGGUGCAAGAGAGCUAGUCAGAGGUGGGCUUAAAAAGUUUUAGCAAAGGGGUCUCUGCCCGGUUGCUGGGUGGGUGUGGCUAUGGUGGGAAUGGCCUACUCGGCCUCCUGUACCACGGCGGGUGUGUGUGGUGUUUUUGCCCUCCCCAGGCUCCAGAGGCUUUCCUCGAGCCUCCGGGAAGGCGAAUUCGGCCUCCCCAGGCGCUGGAGGCCCUCUGGAGGUUGGAAAUGGGCCUGUUUCCAGCCUUCCCAAACUUCCAGUAGGCCCGUUUUUCGCCCUCCCCAAGCCUCCACGCACGCCCUGCACUUACGUGCAUCCAAAACGGGCCCCGUGGGGACUCCUGGGAGGGGAGGGGAGGGGUGGGAUGGGUGGGGCCAUCCAGGACUGGGAUUUGGGGGUUCUCCAAACUGCACAGAAUCUUAGCUAGAGGUUCUCCCGAACCCCUGCGAACCCCCAGCAGCCCCACCCUUGGAGCUAGUUUAGUACUGGGCCAACUUUGAGAAAAAAUAUGUAUUUUCCAUCUGGACGAAUCAACCGAGAGAACCAAAAGCCACACGCCAGAAGAUCUACAGGACUUAUCAAAGUUAAGUUCCUUGAAGUUCUCCACAACCCGCUUCGAUCUAACGUGAGUUGUGAGUUACUUUGUGGACUCUCUUGGAGUUGAAGAAGAUGGGAACAAUGAUGGCAACCAGAAUAGCUAUUCCUAUAAGACAAAAGGAGAUAUAUUUAUAGCUUGCGGUCGAAUUGAGGGGGACCUGGAAACAUGGAAAUUAAAAGCGUCUUUUUAAAAUAAAUUUACGUGCAGGUAGUCUUUGACUUGUCACCAUUUAUUCACAACAGUUGCAGAAUCCCAGGGACCAGAAUUUUUUUUGCUAAGCAUGGCAGUUUUUAAGUGGGUCACGCCCGAUUUUACAACCGGGGGCCAUGGUUGUUAAAUGAGUCAUUGAGUUGUUAAGCGAAUCUGGCUUCCUCUCCCCCCCCCAUUGACUUUGCUGGUUGGAAGCCGGCUGGGAAGAUCACAUAUGAGAAUCCCGUUCCGGAUGGCUGAGCACUUGAAUUUUGAUCACGUGUCUGUCGGGAUGCUGCAACGGUUGUAAGUGCGAGGACCGGUUGUAAGUAAGUCAGUGCUUUUUCAGUGCUAUUGUAACCUCAAACCGUCACUAACAAAUGGUUGUAAAGUCAAGAACUACCAGCCUAAUGUUUGAUUUUAUAUACUUUUAUUAGAACAUGCUUUUUUUUUUUUUUGUAAAUAUUGUCUUGGAUUUUGAUCUCGGAUUUUCCUUUGUAAAGCCAAGUUAUAAACAGAAACAAUUAAAAUGGUUUAUCCUUACAGAUCUUUGUCAGAUUCGUUCCUUUUCUCGGCUCCAUUCGUUCUUUCCUCCAAGAAAAGACGGCCGCUGUAAUUAUCUCUCUCGGGAUGCGCUGUGGUAGAAAUUUAAAAUGGUUAACAUGUUUACAG